Molecule: messenger RNA, 678 nt
Organism: Diorhabda sublineata
Lineage: Eukaryota; Metazoa; Arthropoda; Insecta; Coleoptera; Chrysomelidae
Exons: 1
Coding region: 1-678 (225 amino acids)
Source: RefSeq, a predicted model, not a curated record
AUGUGGAGGAUCAUACACACCCGUAUAUGGAGAAGAUUGGAUGCUAUCAUUGGCGAAACUCAGUUUGGAUUUAGGAACGGCUUCGGGACACGUGAGGCCCUUUUUGCAGUACAGAAAUGUCUAGAUCAACAGACAACCGUAAUAGCUUGCUUCAUAGAUUACGAAUGGGCAGAUGACACUGUAAUACUAGCCCACACCAUUCAAGAUAUUCAACAGCUAUUAAACAGAGUAAAUACUAUCAGUGAAAAUUACGGACUUAAAAUGAAUUACAGUAAAACGAAAUUCAUGGUAAUAUCGAAAACUAGUAUUAAUAAUGUGUCGCUGUCAAUUAAUAACCAACCCAUAGAGAGAGUACACCGUUUUAAGUAUUUGGGAAGCUGGUUGAAUGACGAGUGGGACCCAGAUGAAGAAAUUAAGACAAGAAUAGAAAUACCCAGGAGCAUGUUUUUUAAAUUAAAGUCGCAUCUACAAUGCUAUAUUUUGACUACCCUACUUUAUAGUGUUGAGAGCUGGACUUUGAAGGUCUCCAGCAUGCGUAAGGUGGAAGCUUUUGAAAUGUGGCUCUUUAGACGGAUCCUUAAAAUACCAUGGACGGAUCGGGUGACCAACGAUGAGGUGCUAAGACGAAUGAACAGAGAACGAGAACUAUUAACCAUUGUUAAUAGUUGUUACAGCUGA